Diplodia corticola is the source of this 3633-nucleotide messenger RNA. RefSeq names its product pre-mrna-splicing factor rse1. The coding region runs from base 1 to 3633 and encodes 1210 amino acids. The record is from RefSeq and is a predicted model, not a curated record. Gene Ontology annotation, cellular component: nucleus; U2 snRNP. Lineage: Eukaryota; Fungi; Ascomycota; Dothideomycetes; Botryosphaeriales; Botryosphaeriaceae. Gene Ontology annotation, molecular function: protein binding; U2 snRNA binding. Gene Ontology annotation, biological process: mRNA splicing, via spliceosome. The transcript is spliced from 3 exons.
AUGGCGACCACGUCCAACCUGUUCAUGUACUCCUUGACCAUCCAGCCGCCCACCGCUGUGCACCAGGCUAUUCUCGGUCAAUUCGCUGGCACCAAGGAGCAGCAGAUCAUCUCCGCCUGUGGCUCGCGCUUGAUCCUGCAACGCGCUGACGCGCAGGCCCAGAGGAUUACCACCAUCCUCACUCACGAUGUCUUCGGCAUCAUCCGCGCCCUGGCUGCCUUCAGGCUGGCCGGUUCGUCCAAAGACUACAUAAUCGUCGCCUCCGACUCUGGCCGCAUCGCCGUCCUCGAGUACAACCCGCAGAAGAACAUCUUCGUUCAACUGAAGCUCGAGACCUUUGGAAAGUCGGGCGUCCGCCGCGUGGUCCCAGGCCAGUACCUCGCCACCGAUCCCAAGGGCCGCGCGUGUAUGAUCGCAUCCGUCGAGAAGAACAAGCUCGUCUACGUCCUCAACCGCGACUCCAACGCCAGUCUGACCAUCUCGUCGCCGCUUGAGGCCCACAGACCGCAGACUUUCGUCUUUUCGCUGAUCGGUCUGGAUGUGGGGUACGAGAACCCCAUCUUCGCCGCGCUGGAGAUUGACUACGACGAUGUGGACCAAGACCCUACCGGCGAGGUCGCCGCAAGCAAGCAGAAGGAGUUGGUCUACUAUGAGCUGGACCUUGGCCUGAAUCACGUCGUGCGCAAGUGGUCCGACACCGUGGACAGAACAGCGAACAUGCUUUUCCAGGUCCCGGGAGGCACAGAUGGUCCCAGCGGUGUCCUUGUCUGCGGUGAGGAGACCAUCACCUACCGUCACAUCAACCAGGACGCCUUCCGCGUUCCCAUCCCACGCCGCAAGGGAGCAACGGAGAAUCCGCAGAGGAAGCGCUUCAUCACCGCGGGCGUUAUGCACAAGAUGCGCGGUGCUUUCUUCUUCCUGCUUCAGACCGAAGACGGUGAUCUGUUCAAGCUUACCAUCGACAUGAUCGAAGAUGAACAGGGCCAGCCUACGGGCGAUGUGAGCAGGAUCCGCAUCAAGUACUUUGAUACUGUCCCCAGAGCCACUAGUCUCUGCAUCUUGAAGAGCGGUUACCUGUACAUCACAGUAGAGUCUGGCAAUCAUCUGUUCUUCCAAUUCGAGAAGCUGGGUGACGACGACGACGAGAUUGAAUUUCUCAGCGACAACUUCAGCCCGGAGCCGGACGCACCCUAUGAGCCCGUUUUCUUCCAUCCGCGACCUGCUGAGAACAUCCUGCUGGCUCACAGUGUUCCAAGCAUGAAUCCGACUCUCGCAUGCAAGGUCGCAAAUCUCACAGACGAUGACGCGCCCCAGAUCUACACGGUUUCUGGGACUGGAGCGCGUAGCUCUUUCAAGACUCUCAAGCACGGGUUGGAGGUUUCUGAGAUCGUUGAGUCGGAGCUUCCCAGCGUGCCUGAGGCUGUUUGGACGACUAAAAUCCGGAGGGACGACGAGUAUGAUUCCUACAUCAUCCUCUCCUUCUCCAAUGGUACCCUUGUCCUCAGCAUCGGUGAGACUGUGGAAGAAGUCACGGAUACUGGGUUUUUGUCAUCAACCCGUACCCUUGCCAUUCAGCAGCUUGGCGAGGAUGCUCUAAUUCAAGUCCAUCCGAGGGGUAUUCGUCAUAUUCAGGCAGAGGGCCGUAUCAAUGAAUGGCCUGCACCACAGCACAGGACCAUUGUUGCUGCCACAACAAACGAGCGUCAGGUGGCUGUUGCGCUCAGCUCCGGUGAAAUCGUCUACUUUGAGAUGGACACGGACGGAUCUCUGGCCGAAUACGAUGAGAAGAAGGAAAUGAGCGGCACCGUUACGUGCCUUAGUUUAGCUGAGGUGCCCCCCGGUAAGGUUCGCAGCUCAUUCCUUGCCGUAGGAUGUGAUGAUUCCACCGUCCGUAUCCUCAGUUUGGAUCCGGAGUCUACACUUGAGAACAAGUCGGUCCAGGCGCUGACUUCCGCACCUUCGGCGUUGAGCAUCAUGGCAAUGGCUGAUUCAUCUUCGGGUGGCUCUACCCUUUACUUGCACAUUGGACUGUACUCCGGGGUCUACCUGCGCACUGUCAUUGAUGAAAUCACUGGCGAGCUGACUGACACUCGCACUCGUUUCUUGGGUGCCAAGCCGGUCAAACUGUUCAGAGUGACGGUCCAAGAUCAGAGCGCCAUCCUAGCAACCAGCUCUCGUUCCUGGCUCGGAUACUCUGAUCAGCAAACCAAGGCUUUCACUCUUACCCCUCUGGCGUAUGCUCCACUGGAGUGGAGCUGGAGCUUCAAUAGCGACCAGUGCCCUCAGGGUAUGGUUGGUAUCCAGGGACAACACCUUCGGAUCUUCACCAUCGAGAAUCUCUCUACCAACCUUCUCUUUGAGAACGUUCCUUUGAUGUACACGCCGCGAAACCUUGUCCGCCACCCUACGGAACCGCUUUUCUACGUAAUUGAAUCUGACAACAAUACCUUGGCAACGAGCACUCGCAACCAGCUUCUCAAUGAUCCGGCGACAGUCAACGGUGACGCGAAGGAGCUUUCUGCGGAGGAAUUCGGUUAUCCCCAAGGCACUGGCCACUGGGCUUCGGCAAUCCAGGUGGUAGACCCUAUCGAGCGAAAAGAGGUGAUCUACACGCUUGAGCUGGAGGAGAACGAGUCUGCAGUCAGUGUCUGCCUUGCUCCAUUCCAAUCUCAGAGCGAUGAGACGUUCCUUGUGGUUGGCACUGCCAAGGAUUUGGUCGUGGCACCCAGGUCGUACACUUGCGGUUAUGUCCAUAUUUACCGUCUACUGGAGAACGGUCGGGAGCUCGAAUUCAUUCACAAAACUAAGAUGGAAGCGCCUCCUAUGGCUCUUCUGGCGUUCCAGGGAAAGCUAUUGGUGGCGGUUCACGCCGACCUUCGGCUGUACGAUCUCGGUCUUCGCCAGCUGCUGCGAAAGGCCCAGUCUCUCAACGUCGUCCCGAACAUCUUGACUGGACUUCAGACGCAAGGCAGCCGCAUCAUCUGCUCGGACGUACAGGAGUCGGUCACGUACGUUGUGUACAAGCACGUCGAGAAUCGGCUGAUUCCCUUCUGCGACGACAACAUUCAUCGAUGGACGACGUGCACAACCAUGGUCGACUACGAAACAACGGCGGGUGGUGACAAGUUUGGCAACAUCUGGCUUAUCCGCUGCCCGCUCAAGACGUCUGAAGAAGCGGACGAAGAGGGUUCUGGGCUGCAUCUUAUCAAUGAGCGGCCAUACCUUCAGGGUACGCCAAACCGUCUUGACCUUCUUGCGCACUUCUACACGCAGGACAUCCCCACGUCGAUUCAGAAGACGUCUCUGGUUGCGGGCGGUCGCGAGCUUCUCCUAUGGAGCGGCCUUCAGGGCACGAUUGGGAUCUUCAUUCCGUUCGUCAGCCGUGAAGAUGUGGACUUUUUCCAGAGCCUGGAGCAGCAACUGCGCACCGAAGACCCGCCGAUCGCUGGCAGGGACCACCUGGCUUUCCGCAGCUACUACGUUCCGGUCAAGGGUGUAAUCGACGGUGACCUGUGCGAGAGGUUUUUGCGGCUACCGAGAGACAAGAAGGAGCAGAUUGCGGGUGAGCUGGACCGCAGCGUGCGCGAAGUUGAGAGGAAGAUUGGCGAUCAGAGGACGCGCUUCGCAUACUAG